AUGAUUACCGUCGUGAAGCAAGUCGCCUCGAUCUUCCGCUCAAUCUUCUACGCCUAUGUAAACAAUGUGUCCUCCUAUCCUGUCAUAGCCAUUAAGGUCUCGAAGCCUGAUUCAGCCAACCGGUUCACAGUCUACGAGCCGGUAAUCGCCUACGAUAGACGCGGCGUCCCAGGCUACGCUGCAAUUCCCGCCGACAUGCCCGAGUCCAUGAAACGCGCAUUUUUGGCCUGGAAUGAAUGCGAUUUGGUCGUCCAGGCUUUGCUUCCAUCGCUCGAGGCAAAGCUCUCCGCGCGCAUUCCGGGCGUGCGUGUGGACUGGCUCAACGUCGACAUCGCGCCUGUAUUCCUGUUCCGCAACCCUGACUCCGACGCUAACGUUCCAGACCCUACACACUCUUCCUUUCUGAUAACGCUCCCACAUAACCGUGGAAAGUAUGUCGCGGAUUUCACCAUUGAGCAGUUUGGGUUCGGCGAAGAAUGCUGGUUUCUGCCGUUCGAGGAUUAUAUGACCAGGACGCGGGACUGCUUGUACGAGAUCUACAAUUUUGAGGAGCGGAAUUUAGACCUUAAAUUCACGUUUUCGGAAGAUCGCAUCAAAGGACAACGGCUUAUGCGCAAGCUGGGCAGGGAUCUGGAUUGGGCUAUCGCAGAACAGCUGGCUGAGAGCGAUCGGGCGGCCGUUAUCGACGACAUGGCACGUCGAGCGCUGUACGAGGAAUGGGUACGGUGGCGUGCGUACGCGUGA
Molecule: messenger RNA, 744 nt
Organism: Didymosphaeria variabile
Lineage: Eukaryota; Fungi; Ascomycota; Dothideomycetes; Pleosporales; Didymosphaeriaceae
Exons: 1
Coding region: 1-744 (247 amino acids)
Source: RefSeq, a predicted model, not a curated record